AUGUACAAACUUUAAACCAAAAGGGUAAAAGCUGCUGCUGGGCAGAUGUGGACUUCAAAUCUCUCCAAGAUCCGACAAGCUCUUAAAAAUGUUUACCAUAAAUGUAAGAACAACCCAGAUUCAACUAGACAUCCAACUAUGACUUCCUAUAAUUUUGAUCAAGAUGACAUGAGUACUGAUGAAGAAAUGAAUCUUAUAGUAAUGCUCCAAGAUAUUAAAACUGCCCAAAUUGAACUCCUCAGUCAAAUGACUGACAUUCUCAGUGUGGUAUCCAAAAUGCAGGAAAAUACUGACUUUUAUCAGAAGCAGAUGGAAGCAGAAGAGAUACUGGAAACCAGAAUGAAUGUUAAUGAAGACAAACAAUGUACAGUAACUAAAGAUAUCUUCUCUACGAAGAAACACAUUGAUGCUUUAAAGAAGAAGGUAACAGAACUGGAAAGCCAGAAUUGUUGCUCCAGCAUACAUUGUUUAGAAGUUCUGGAAGGAGAACUUCUGGGUAAAGAGAUCGUAGAACAACUUCACAAACUCAUACAACCAGAAACUUUGAAGAACACAUUGGCUUCUACACACGACAGAAUCUCUUCAGUAGAACCAGAAAAAGUGCCCAGUUGUCCUGAGCCCACUGAUCAUUUUGAGAAGAAAACAAUUUCCUCCAAAACUAAAACUCCGAAAAAAAGUAACGACCAAAAUGCAUUAAGAAGCCUUAGAAAACCAAAGUCAAAUAUUUAUAUUUAUCCAGACUUUAGUACAUGGAUCAAGCUAACUUUUGUCCAUGAAGGAAAGUGGAGAUUUUUCCUCAAAGCUACCAAGUUACAGGAAUUCAUCCAGGGGCUUCUUUCUAAGCCAACCAUCCCUCCUGAGGAACCACAACUCAUAACCCAGAGAUAUUGUCUCUUCACUGGGCCUAUUGCGAGUUUGACAGCAUUCUGUCUGUUUUCAACUACGUUUAUUGUCUUUUUGGUUUCUCAAAAGAGGAAGUAA
Messenger RNA from Lynx canadensis (Canada lynx), 981 nucleotides. It is a transcript of the gene CCDC54, whose product is annotated as coiled-coil domain containing 54. The record is from RefSeq and is a predicted model, not a curated record. NCBI's taxonomy places the organism in Eukaryota, Metazoa, Chordata, Mammalia, Carnivora, Felidae. The transcript has a single exon.